GUCAUCUGACAGAUGUUUCACGUGGUAUUUAUAUUGACGGGGUACAUUUGAACCAAAAUGGUAUGAGACGUCUGUUUUUCAACGUCAGAGGUGCGGUCGUACAGGCUGUUCGAAAUCACUGACUUUUCCAUGGUGCAAAUGCUGGUUCCGGAUGAAAGAUUACCAAUAACCGUGUUUUACUUGACAUUCUUUUACAAAGUUCUAUCAGUUGGUUAUUUCUGGAUGGACAAGAACUUUCAUAAGUUAUUUGUAUUUCAACCGGUGUAAUGUAACAAGACUGUAUAAACUUUUAGCAUUGUUUAGUGUCAAUUGACAGAUUUUGCAAAGUCUUUAAUUUUUGGCUUACACUAUUUUGUUUUAUUGUCUAUUUUGUUAUUCAUGUCGAUAAAGGUGAUUGGUCUUUUAGGUCUACUCAAUUUUGUAUAGGUAUCAAUGCCUGCAAUGUGGAUAUCACGUCCAAUUUUACAAUUUUUCAACCUUUUGAAUUACAUAUUUGUAAACGUCGGCUUUAUUUCAACAGGUAGAUUUAUUAAAGUUCAGGUAUGUGUACAGUACCUGUAUUACGUGUACAAUAAUUAUUAGCUAUCUGCGUACAUUCAGUACUUCACAAUACAGACUACCUUUAAUUGAUUUAAUAAGGAAAUUAUGCACAGACAUGUAACAAAUUAAGACAAAAUUAAUGUUGUUACAUAAAACAGUCUUCCUUUUAAUAUGAAAGUGUUAAUGCAUAAGCAUGUUACAUAUUAAGUCAUUUGAGUUAUCAAUACACACAGGUUUGAACAAAUACAAUUCAAUUACAUAACGUUUUUUCACGUCAGGAUUCAGGUUAGGUGAAACCUGUAGUCAUAUACAAUUACAUUUAAAGAAUUACGCUUAUUUUGGGUAUGGCAUUUUUACGCUACUUUUGGUAUGGCAUUUUUACGCUAAUUUCGGGUAUGGCAUUGGUGCAUGUUUAUCAAUGUCCAGCUAUUUCGUUAUUAUGUUUGCGCCUUGGUUGUGGCCCGAGCUCUGUCUUUUUCCUAAGGAGCGGGGCCGGAAACUUUGCAUUAAAACAAUAUCAAAGAUGUAUCCGCUUAAAUCAAGAACUAUUUUAGUAUAUAGUUCAAACAUAAUUCUAUUGCAUGAUUCUAUUGCAUGGCCUUGGUCCUGCAGUACUGUUUUGUAAAGGGGCAUUGGUCCCCAUGUUAAACCUAUUUCACUGAUAAGUGUGGCCUCGGUCCACAUUUACACUUACACUUUGUCUGAUGUGGCCUUGGUCCACAUUUUAUGGAUUAUAAAUCACUAAGUGUGUUAAAUUUCCGUUAACAAACAAUACUUGUCUAAUAGCCUAAUGUGUGGCCUUGGUCCACUUUUUAUGCACUAUCAAUCAAUGUUAAUUUUACAUGGACUAGUGUGGCCUUGGUCCACAAUUAAUUGAUUUUCAGGCUGUUACAAGCACUUAUUUUCAUAAAGACUUUGACUGAUGUGGCCUUGGGCCAUAAUUUAUGAUGGCCUGUUCUGGCCUUGGUCCACAUUUCAUGUUAUUUAAACCACUACUUGUAUCUUUUAUGGUUGAAACUUUCCGUAUAGUCUAAGAUAGGCUUCGCCCACUUUUAAUGACUUGUCAGUUAGUGUAAAAUUCUACAUGUAAAUCUGACUAGUAGGGCCUUUUUAAAAAAAAAUUAAUGAAUUUUCAGGUGUUACUUAUUUACAUUUAGACUUUGACUGAUGUGGCCUUGGUUCACAAUUACUGUUUUACCCAUUAACUAAAUUUUUCAUUUGUUACUUUGACUAAGGCAGCUUUGAUCUAUAUAUUUAGAUAGAUAGAUAGAUUGAUAGAUAGAUGUAUAUGUAUAUGUUUUUAACUCUGAUGCCAUAGCUUCAGUCAAUAAUAGCCUUACAUUUCGGUCAUGUUCAUGUCAGUUGUUAACAUAAAGAGACUUUAACGUGACAUUAAUACAUACAACAAUAUUUCAUUAAUUUUAGUCUCAACACAUAUGAAUUAUUUCAUACAUUAUCAGCCAGUAAAUGUUUACCCAUCAUGUAUAUACAACGCACAGGUUUUUAUCGCUACAUAUCUACAGGCCCAAUUUUUAAGUUUUACGCGCUUGGUCAAGGCCAAUCCUUUACCAUCUUUCUGUGACUUUCAGGAUGAGUAAAAGGAAACGAACUCCCAAUGAGUCGCCAUCUAUUGAAGAACUUACAGAGCGUCUUGUGCCACAGGUUACAACCGCAGUUAUGAAGUCACUGCAUGAUCUGGGGGUACUUCCUCGACAACAACCCGUCCCUGUUGCUGCUAGUUCACAGACAUCAUCUACGCUUGAUCAUACAACCGGUGUGUCGGUACCUCAUCCCGCCAUCACAUCCACUUCAACCACUGGUAGCUUUGAAGCUUCUAAUGGACCAGGUUCAAGCACUUUCGUAGAUGUUCAUGUGACUGCACCACCGGAGCCUGCAAACCAAUCCAUACAAAAUAUUCAGGGCAGCUGCAUUAUCCCAGCUUCAUCUUCCUCACAGUCUGAUCCCAGUGCCACACACACACAAGAAUUACAGCUAGAUCAAUCUACACGGCAAAUAACCAUUGGGGCAUUUUCUUCGUUGGAUGCAACAGGUUCGAACACUAAUCUUCCAUCAUUUAAUAACCCUGGCAUAGCUUUAUCUGUGGGAGUCGAUACAAAGUUGAAGGCCAAGAUAUGGGCCGAACAGUUCCUUCCUUUUGCAUCAUUGAUUUCCGCGAAAGAAUCCGGCUCUUUAACAUUCAGGCAAAACCCCGAUGGUUCAAUUGGCCUACAGAAAGCCGAACAAGAAGACAUUAAAUCAAUGGAAGGAUGGCACAAGGCUUUCACCAUAUUUACUGGUAUAUACACGGAACGUCUGCCCCAUGCUGCUCCGUCAUUGAUGAAAUAUUCCUCCACAAUUCAACAACUGGCUAAACAGGCAGGUCCUUAUGCAGCCCUUCAGUACGACAUAUCUUUCCGCAAGCUUAGGGAAACCGAUCCUAACAUGCAUCCUUGGGACUAUCCGAAUGCAGAGCUUUACAACAAAGCCAUGGCUGACAGCCUAAGCUUCCGUUUUCGAUCUCAAAGCAACCAGUCCUUUCGUGCCAAAAGAGCACCUCUACCGUGCCUCAACUACAAUAACAAUGGCCAAUGCUUACGCCGAGUCUGCAGGUUCUCUCACAUCUGUAAGUUAUGCAGGGGAUCACACUCCAAGCGAUACUGUCCCAAGAAGCCUCUCUUCUCCCAACAGUCUGGGCCAUCACCAACCACAGGGCUUUCAUCAGGAUCUUCCAUCCAAAAAACAACCCAAGUCCCAAGCAAAUCAGUUCCAGCUACCAUUACAAGACCACCUAAACCUUAAUACAGCUGUUGUUACUCCAAUAAAACCCAGUAUAUUAGACUUUUGGCUUAACGGCUUUCAUGCUGCUGAGAGAGAUUUUCUUAUACGUGGAUUUACAAACGGUUUCCAUAUUCCCUUUCAAGGUAACUCCUUGGUUCCAAAUGACU
Mercenaria mercenaria is the source of this 3485-nucleotide messenger RNA. RefSeq lists its product as uncharacterized. Lineage: Eukaryota; Metazoa; Mollusca; Bivalvia; Venerida; Veneridae. The transcript has a single exon. The record is from RefSeq and is a predicted model, not a curated record. The coding region runs from base 2131 to 3339 and encodes 402 amino acids.